AUGUUUCGCAAGAAUUUUAAGGCCACUAUUUUCGAGCCAGCAUUCUCAAAUUGCUACCUCUCGGAUGACCGACCUCGGAAUGUAAAGAAGCCAGUCCAAUCCAGGUCAAUUCCAUACUUAUCGUUUGAUGACGAUUUGUAUCAAGAACAUGGAGCUCCGAGAGGAACAAAGAUCCCUUCCAAAUUCAAAGCCGUAAGACCCAUAUGCGAUUAUCUCGAGGAUGGUCCCACCUCGCUGGAGUAAGUGUAAACCAAAUCUAUUCUACCCUUGAUAACGAAAGCCAUGGACUAAUUGGCAACUAGAUUCUGGAAGUUCUUCAAGAUGUUGCCUGCGGAUCUUCGAAACAAAAUCUACAAGCUCCUGAUUUUCGCUUGGUCACCAGACGCACAAUGGGCUCGGCUUUCUCGUAACGGAAGGCGGUUCGGAGUAUCAAGAAGAAACAGAACACACCGCCCUCUCUCCACUUGCCACUAUGUGUCAGAUGAUCCACUAGGUUUAGAAAAAGAAGACUUGGUGGACUGGACAAGAGAUAAAGACUGGGAGCAAUCAGAGGGGAUGCUAGAUUUCUUCAAACUUAACGAGUAUCGGAAUAUCCAAAGGUUAGUAUGGUUUGUAGAGAGGGUGGAGUACGCCUUACAACUCGACGAGCGAAAGAGCAAGAAUGAGACUGGGGAGAACAAAGGAAAAAGCAAAGAAAUUCAAAAGGCUGCCAAUGAUGAAUACAUUAAUCUGUGGAAAGAGGUCGUUGACUUCUUCUGGGAUAAUGUCACAGUAGACUUUGGCGAACGCCUACAUUACGGGACUAUUGUCUUGAAGGAAUCUAACAGACAAAAAAAUGUAUUAUCAUUGUUCCCAUUCUCCUAGUCUAAACUGACAGCGUUGUAGGUACAGCAUCAGCAAUGUACAACGAAGGAUAACCAUGCGGAAGUUAGGCAUAUAUGCCUACGCCUGGAUACCGUUUGGCACUCCGAGGACCACACCACGCAUGAGCCGUUAUCAGAUCACUGCGAACUGUGUAGGUUUUUGCUUCUGUGCGAAUUUAUUACAGAGCAUUUUCAAAGUGUUAAAACAUUGCUUCUGUAUCUUUCUUUGUCUAUGAAUGCCGUGUACUGCUUCGGAGAAAACAAAAACGAAUUCGCUAAAGACGUUGUGGAUGCAAUUAGAGCAUUGAAAGUCAGUGAGGUAUUUGAUCUGAGGUUGCAGAUAGUAACUCAGGAGAACAGGAGAAUCGGAGACGUGAUCACAGUUGCUGAACGUGAUCUUGAUGCCUGGGUCAAAUCAUGGCGACAAUGGUUUCUUAACCAUUUGGAACCGUACAUGGUUCGAGAGAAUCAAAAGACCGAGCCCAAUUCGCCCAUUGAAGACACAGAUGAAGAAGCAUCUGAGAGUGAUUUGGUAUUCAGGGCCAAGCGAUAA
Messenger RNA from Sclerotinia trifoliorum, 1416 nucleotides. NCBI's taxonomy places the organism in Eukaryota, Fungi, Ascomycota, Leotiomycetes, Helotiales, Sclerotiniaceae. The record is from the annotation of a GenBank genome assembly.